Penicillium robsamsonii is the source of this 258-nucleotide messenger RNA. RefSeq lists its product as uncharacterized. The record is from RefSeq and is a predicted model, not a curated record. The transcript is spliced from 2 exons. The coding region runs from base 1 to 258 and encodes 85 amino acids. NCBI's taxonomy places the organism in Eukaryota, Fungi, Ascomycota, Eurotiomycetes, Eurotiales, Aspergillaceae.
AUGGCAGUAGCCGUUCACCAAAGUCGGAAAUCCAUGAAAUCUCGCAACAUCGCCCUACUAAGCGUCUUUGGGGUCAUCAGUGGGACAAUGCUGAUGUUUCGCUUCCUCGCUCCCCAGCAAGGCAAAAUAAUCACCAAGGAAGAGGUAGCGGCGUACCGGGGUGGUGACUCUGAUCAAACCAAUCAAGGCGAGACAUAUGGGCACAUUGCCAGGGCUCCCCGUAAGGGAUCUCAAGUACCCAGAGGAGGAGCCAUCUAA